This is a messenger RNA of Bolinopsis microptera, 1508 nucleotides long. RefSeq lists its product as uncharacterized. The record is from RefSeq and is a predicted model, not a curated record. Bases 1 to 1329 code for a protein of 442 amino acids. Gene Ontology annotation, cellular component: endoplasmic reticulum membrane. Lineage: Eukaryota; Metazoa; Ctenophora; Tentaculata; Lobata; Bolinopsidae. Gene Ontology annotation, biological process: protein transport. The transcript has 7 exons.
AUGGUCCACCUACUCCACCAAGACUUCAUCAGUGCCCCCGGAUUAGAAAAGGAGUUUUUUCUUAGUGUUUUAACAGGUGUUUUACUCACCUCCCUCGUUCUUAUUGUCCCUGCUAUCAGACACCUCAAAUCGAAAGUGCUGUACUUGUUAAAGCUGGGCUAUGUUACUGGCAACACAGCUGUUCUUAUUGUGGCUUUAUGGUGGGCAGACUGGUUCUGUGGGGAGAUCACGUGUAUGGAUCACGUCACAGGGUUCUCUAGAGAACUAUCUCCCAUCAGAUUAUCAGUUCACAUAGGACUGUCUACACUCUACAUCUCCUACACUGUAUCCAGUGUUACUUAUGAAGUUACUAUGAACCAUGCUUGGAAUGGCCAGUACUUUAGAUCCGCCUUAGGGUCCCACAACAAGAAGCUAGCAGAUAGUAUCUCGGGAGCCCCACUGUCAGUAACCUGGCUGGUACAACAGUUCCAGGGGGAUCUAGCAGGUCCUAAUUUCGGGUUCUCUCUUCAACCUAUCUUCUACGCUGUUAGAAUAAUGCUGUGGAUCUCAAUGACAGGUCUAGCUAUCGGGUGGCUACUCUUAGCAGCAGGGAACAGAUCCUCUAAAACUGGAUCUCUUCUAAUCACCAUAUCGGGCUUGUUACAGCUUGGGGUCCUGGUUUUCUUCAUUCUUCUCUCUUCCAGGAUUCAUAGGAAAAUAUUUGUUGGUUAUCAGAUGCUAGCACUAAAAUACAGUACUAUUAUAGUGUGGGUACUGCCUCUAACUGGGCUUAUAAACACCACCACUGGUAUAUUGCUGAUGGUCACUAAAGUAUUCUGUGAAAGAAAAUCAGGAUGUUUGUUCACCCCAUUACAAGUGUUAUUCGUGGACCCAGUAAGCUUACAAGAAGAGAGGCACGCCUCCAGAGCGACUUCUCCAGAAACACACCACCACUAUAACAGAGAACCAUCACUCUCCUCCCUCUCCUCCGCACAAGACAGUAGUAUUACAACAGACCACGUCUCCACUGAUCACGUGGUGGACCCUAUGACUAAAAUGCGAGGUCACGUGUUAGAUCACGUGACUAAAAUGAAAGGUCACGUGUCAUCAGAUUACCGACCUAAGAUUGUGAGAUCCACUAAGAACAGACUGACUUCAGUUUUUGAGCGGGACACAACGUACCGGACUAAGUACGUGUAUUUCAACAAUACUUCUAGUUCUUCUUAUAGUGUUGAUCAGGACUGUGAAAGUACGUCACGCGAUCUGAAACAUGAAAGUAAUGAUGCAUCACGUUGUCUGGCGAACCAGUCAGAAUCGUCCAGUUUGAGUCAGUCCGAAUCUUACGUAUAAAAAUUUCAUUAUAUUUUAUUAAAAAAUGUCGAAAUUUAAGAAUUUUCUCAGCAGAAAGAAAAUUAUUAUUUUUGUGUAUGUAUUACUAUUACCGCUGCGUUCAGCGUUCACUAUUUUGGCUAACAACAAUUAAUAAUAAGUAAUUAAUAUCACGUGUCAUUUCACUGUGCUCUGUUUUA